This is a messenger RNA of Enterobius vermicularis (human pinworm), 492 nucleotides long. NCBI's taxonomy places the organism in Eukaryota, Metazoa, Nematoda, Chromadorea, Rhabditida, Oxyuridae. The record is from the annotation of a GenBank genome assembly.
AUGCUACUAUUAUGUGCUGGCUGCAGUAGACCGGUAAGUGUGUUAGCCACUGCUGCGUCGAACUGUAUUGUCAAACAAAAGAGGACGAUUGCUAGGAUACCUCACUGGGAGUACCACAUUAGAUUUGAUCCAAAAGAAGGUAGGAAACGCCCUUGCCAGGAUGUACUGGAUCGUUUUAAAAGAUUGAAUAGUGGGAUGUGGAUUCAUGCCAGACCUGGAAAGUACAAAAAACGCUAUGCUAAAGAUGAAAACUAUUUAAAAACGAGCUUAUAUUAUGAGACUUGUACUAAGGAAGAAUGCUUUAUUCUUGACCGGACUAUGACACCUUUCUGGUUAAGGCCUCAUUAUUAUGUGGAUGAUCCUUAUGAGCCCUACCACGUCAGACAUGGACUGACUUCUCCGCGAUUGGGUCUGAACAACAAGUUGGCGAGGGAGAGACCGAAAAUUCUUCUUGAUGAUACGACGGCUGAAAAGUACUUUAGAGAUCGCUGA